AUGCGUAGGGCCACGGCCGUUUUCAUAGCUGCGUCCGCCGCAUUGUCGAGCAUGCUCGGGAUCAGCGAUGGCUCCAGGAUAGCAAUAUGGCCAUUGGCAGCCACCACGAUGUGCCGUUGCGUUGGUCGUUCCUCCUCCUCGGCCGCUACCGAGUUACAGGCCCAACGCUGGGCUGUUGCUCUUGCUCAGCGUGGUGUGGAACACGUCGGCGUCCGGGACAAGCCGCAGGAUCUCGUCGGCCACGCGGACGCCAUUGAGGCUGCGCGCCGUGGCGAGGUCAAGGCCGCGCCUGUCGCCGACACCUUGCUCCCCUGGUCGCACGGCCACCGCGCCUACAACCUCCUAGACGAUGGCCACGACACCGUCCAGGCCAACGUCGAGCUCGGCUUCGCCGUCGACUCCCGCGAGUACGGCAUCGGUGCCCAGGUAGCAAAGUUCGUCGGGCUCAAGGGCUACGGGCUCGCCGUCGUCGGCAGGGGCGACAGCGGCGGCGGCGACCUUGAGGCCGGGAACGGCGAGCCAUGCUCGAUGUGCCUGGAGGAGCUGCACGCCGGCGAGAUGGUGCGGGAGAUGCCGUCGUGCAAGCACCUGUUCCAUGUGGAGUGCAUCGACAUGUGGCUGCACUCGCACCGGACUUGCCCGAUGUGCCGGUGCGACCUCUCGCCGCCCCGGGACGUGGCCAUGGAAGAGACCACGGCGGCGGAGACAUCACCGCCGGCUGAUGACGCCUUGCCACCGGUGUAG
Oryza sativa Japonica Group (Japanese rice) is the source of this 744-nucleotide messenger RNA. The record is from RefSeq and is a predicted model, not a curated record. Lineage: Eukaryota; Viridiplantae; Streptophyta; Magnoliopsida; Poales; Poaceae.